CAGUAGUGUCCAAGCGUGCCCUAUACUAACUAUACUCGGAGAUAUGCAACCAGUUUUUCAUCAGAGUAUUCGGAUUGAAUAAAUAUACCUAGAUCUGUUUUGUGACCCAUCACUAUUAAAUAAAUGUCAGCUGAUUCUUUGUUCUUUUGUUAGAAUUCUGUGAUUGACAGGCUUGUCAGUGUACCUCGGUUCUACCAACAUAAAAUUUGUAAAGGGUCGACAGUAUCCCAAUUUUGACCAAACAAAUCACAAUAUUUUUCCUUUGAGUUGUUUUAAACCUACGUAGAUCUUACAAUCAUUCAAAUAAAUGAUAUUCCAGCCAAAAGUUAUAGAAAGCUAAUGAAUUCAAUUUGCAAAUUUAAGUUCGAAAUGUUGGCGUGACCUGUCAAAUUGAAAUGUAAUGGAGAAUGGAUGUGUUUAUGGUGGACAAUACAUAAAUAGUAGAUAAAAGUAUUUUAUUUGAUUUUGGACUUCAAAUUUAGUUUAAUAUAACGCUGCUGCAAAAUCUUUGACUGUAUAUAAUCUCAUUUCACAUGAAGAAACACUACGUGCGAUAGUUUUGUGUUGUGUAAUUAUACCAUCACGUCAGCGCUUGAUGGUCUGCUUGGGCACUUUGCUAGAAUGGAACAAGCUCAAGGCAAUCCAACAGGCUCAGGACUCCAUCAGUUGAAUAUAACAGUGGAGUGUGCCCACCUACGGAGCAAUGCUUUACUGAAGCCCACACCCUAUGUAGAACUAACUGUAGAUGAUAGGUCCACAGUCAAAACAGAAACUGUAAAAACAACAACACAGCCAAAAUGGAAUGAGACCUUCACGCUUCUUGUAACACCACACUCCAGGAUAAAUUUUGCUGUUAAGGACCACAACAACUUUAGGAAGGAUACCAUUAUUGGGGAGCAAAGGUUGGAGUUAUUCCAGUUGCUCUCAAUAUUCAAUGGCCGAUGUGACAAUAUUGACUUGACCUUGGAUUUGAUGUUUGAAAAUAAACAAACAGACUCGCCUGUGAAAGUAGGCGAGUUGAUAUGUUGCUUGAAGGGCCUGAACAUUGACAUGUCUGGAUACCUGAGAGCAAAUGGAUCUAUGCCAUUGGCACAGAGCAACAGUGAGGGGGCACAUGGAAGACCAGUGUUGAAUGGAGUAAGGGCAAAGCAGAGGAGUCAAGGUACAGAGAAUGUGAUGCCAUCAUCAUCGAGGGUCAGUAUGGAAAGAGGGGUUGCACCAUUGAAUGCACUGCCAGCUCCUCAGCCAAUGCCUAUGUCGCCUAGUAGUGCCAGUAUUGCAAAUGGUAAUAUAGGACCCCCAGCUACAGUGCCAAAUGGUAAUAUUGCACAGUCUGAAACAGAAGAAACUCGAGCGGACUUGGAACCCUUGCCGCCAGGUUGGGAAAUGAGAUUUGACACUUAUGGUAGGAGAUAUUAUGUGGACCAUAACACAAGAUCCACUUCAUGGGAAAGACCCCAGCCUCUCCCUCCAGGAUGGGAAAUGAGACGGGAUCCUAGGGGUAGAGUUUACUACGUAGAUCACAACACCAGAACCACGACAUGGCAGAGACCUAACUCAGAACGUUUGCAACAUUAUCAACAAUGGCAAGGACAGAGGCAACAUAUUGUACAGCAAGGAAAUCAACGGUUUCUGUACCCCCAACACCAACAAGGUCCUAUAGCUGGACCAUCCACACUUGCAGAUGAGGAUGAUGGGUUGGGACCUUUACCUGCAGGCUGGGAAAGAAGAGUCCAGCCAGAAGGACGAGUGUACUUCGUCAAUCACAAAAACAGAACGACGCAAUGGGAAGACCCUCGGACGCAAGGUCAAGAAAUUAGCGAAAUAGAUGAACUGCCUCUACCACCAGGCUGGGAAAUCAGAUAUACGGAAGACAAUAAACGAUAUUUUGUGGACCAUAACACGAAAACUACGACCUUCGAAGAUCCCAGGCCAGGCGCGCCUAAGGGACCGAAAGGAGUGUAUGGUGUCCCUAGGGCCUAUGAGAGGUCGUUCAAAUGGAAAAUUAGUCAGUUUAGGUUUUUGUGUCAAAGUAACGCGUUGCCUAGUCACAUCAAAAUCCAGGUUUCAAGACAGACACUGUUUGAAGACUCGUUCCACACGAUAAUGAGGCUACCCGCCUAUGAAUUGAGGAGGCGUCUAUACAUCAUUUUCAAGGGAGAAGAGGGACUGGAUUAUGGUGGUGUAAGCAGAGAAUGGUUCUUCCUAGUGUCUCAUGAAGCACUCAACCCUAUGUAUUGUCUCUUCGAAUAUGCCAAUAAGAAUAAUUAUAGUUUACAGAUAAAUCCAGCCUCAUAUGUGAACCCCGAACACCUGACCUACUUCAAAUUCAUAGGGCGUUUCAUCGCAAUGGCCUUAUACCACGGCCGUUUCAUCUACUCCGGUUUCACGAUGCCCUUCUACAAGCGGAUGCUAGGCAAAAAGCUGGUGAUGAAGGACAUAGAGAGUAUCGACCCAGAGUUCUACAACUCCCUGGUAUGGAUCAAGGAGAACAGCAUAGACGAGUGCGGACUAGAGCUGUACUAUAGCGUUGACUUUGAGGUGCUGGGACAAGUGGUGCAUCACGAGUUGAAGAAAAACGGAGAUAAGGAAAGGGUCACGGAGGAGAACAAGGAGGAAUAUUUGGCGUUGAUGACUGAGUGGAGGAUGACGAGAGGUAUCGAACAGCAAACUCAAGCAUUUCUAGAUGGUUUUAAUGAAGUAGUGCCAAUUGAAUGGCUGAAAUAUUUCGAUGAGCGAGAAUUAGAACUGUUGUUAUGUGGUAUGCAGGAAAUCGAUGUGGAAGAUUGGCAGAGACAUACUAUUUACAGGCACUAUACUAGAAGCAGUAAACCUGUAGUAUGGUUUUGGCAAUUCGUCAAACAAUCAGAUAACGAGAAACGCGCCCGUUUACUCCAAUUCGUUACCGGCACCUGUCGAGUGCCAGUGGGCGGUUUCGCCGAGCUCAUGGGCUCCAACGGACCUCAGCGCUUCUGCAUUGAAAAAGUGGGCAAGGAAUCCUGGCUGCCUAGGUCGCACACCUGUUUCAACCGCCUCGAUCUGCCUCCAUACAAAAGUUACGAGCAGCUAGUAGAGAAACUCACGUACGCCAUCGAGGAAACUGACACCUUCGGUCAAGAGUAAGAUGACAGAUCACACUCACACACACAGUUUGUUUUGUAUAUUUAUCUGUACCUGAUGUUGACAUAUAAGUCUGUCAAGAUUCUGAAAUGUAUUAUUUUUGUAUUGGUCUAAUGUGAAGGGGGUUAGUUGGGUUUUACAGGGAAAGGAUUACUCGCGGACCACAUUUGUUAAAAUUUAAUUCAUCGGCACAACAUGUCAUAGGUUCGUUACGAAUAGCCUUCGGUAAUGUCGUAUUAAGCUUGGCGGUUGAAACCAUUUCUCGUUUUCUCAAUCUAUUCCUAUUUAAAGAUGAACCCAAAGACGUAAAGAUCAGGUUGCGCCACUAUGUGCGUAUCAUCGAGGUAAUAACGUCGAAUAAUACAUUCUACCAGAAAAUAGCUAACGAUAUAUUGUAUUCUGAUAUCCCAAAAAGUAUCUAAAAAGACUAGCGCCAUCUAUGGAACAGUGGCAGAUUUCCUCGUAGAUGGCGCUAGGAUCUGCAAUCCCUUUUUGACCUCUCUAAUGCCUAUUUUAAUUUGGUAUCUUUGGGUGGAGUACGUCAAUCAAUGCAAGAAGAUGCCCAACUAAAAUAAGCAUUAGAGACCAAAAAGGGGGUUGGAGAUCCUAGCACCAUCUUUGAGACAGUAACAGAACUAGACACUCUACCUUUUCAAAGUAGGUUUCUAAUUCUACUGUUUUGUAGAUGGCAUGUUGUAAAUACAUAGUAAAGCUUCAGGUGGAAUAUGUUAACAAAUGAUAGUAGAAAGUUUGGCAAUCACAAAUACUGCAUACGUAAACGUUAACUUUUUUUAGAUUUGAUCAAUUCUUUAUAUGAGAUAAAUGCUAAAUGAUGCUAACAUUAACAUUUACGUAUGCGGUAUUUGUAAUUGAAAAAACUCCAAUGUGGUAACCUUUUCCCUGUAAAAGCAGUUAUUUGAGCCGUACUGGUUUCAAUACAUAGGAGAUCAUAGUAUUGGCUCAAAAAUUCUCUAUAUGCAUUGUUUUCUCGCAGAAGGUUUUCAAUAUUCAUGCGGGAUAAGAUGUUAAAGUAUUGAAUUCGAUCUUAAAUAGCUUCAGUGUAUUUCAAUACGAGAUAGAACCGGUUAUUUGUUCAAUUGAAUUUCAACCACUCUUCCGUAUCGUAUCUUAAUGGAAAACUUCCAAUAGGAUGCCAAUACUGGUUUCGUUUGUGCAUCUCAAGAUACAAUGCAUUUUCAUUAAAAAAGCUUUGCACUAUAUAAGGAAUUGGUUUGCCAUCAACACUUGAAAGCUCUUUAGCUAUUCAAGGCGGCACAUCCCUUUUUUAAGAUUUUUUUUCAACUUCCUGUUUGCAGCAGUUUUCUAAAUCCUGUUCAUUUGAUAAUUUCAUGGUGUCCGUAGAGAUGACUUAAAAACAAUGUUUUCUUUUUGUUAAAAAAUGGAUUUUUUGUGCAUUCUAUUGUGCAAUAUUUCUUCAAUCAGAACUUGUUAACAAAUAUAAAUACAGCUCUGAAAUUGUGUGCGAAUAUUCCUCUUUUAUGGAAGAAUGAAACGAGUGAUUACUUUUGUUAUCACUUUUCCUUUUCGAAAAAUCUUUGCUUUUCUUGAAAACUCAACUUGCUGUAAGACGAGGCUUCAAGAAAAUCAAAGAUUCUUCGAAAAGGAAAAGUGAUAAGAACAAAAGUAAUCACUCGUCAUUUUUCCAUAAAAGAGGAAUAUUCACAUACAAUUUCAUAACUGUACUUAUUUUUGUUAACAAGUUCGAUUGCAUUUUUUGACAAAAAAAUGAAAACAUUGUUUUUAGUCAUCUCUAUAUACACAUUAUGAGAUUAUCAUAUGAAAGGGAUUUAGAAUACUGCUGCACACAGGAAGUUGAAAAGGAAUCUAAAGAAAGGGAAGUGCCACCUUAAAGCUGUAGGAGAGGAGAAGUCUAUAAAGGGUGUCCUAAAAGUUAGGUCUUUUCUUUUCUGAAGUUUUAAAUAAAAAUUGCUGUAAAACUGCAACAAAAACAUAAAGAUGUAAUUCAAGAAAAGUACUCACUAUUGAUUUGGUAAGAAAUUCCAAGUACUAGCCUGUCACACUGCUUGUAAAUACUGAUUGUGGUUAUAGUCAUUCGAUUUAGAAAUACAAGUUUGCCCAUUUCUUCCAAAAUUUGCAACAUUCGGGGCUGUCUAGCCUAGCUCUUCUACCGUUACCACCUGAUAUAAAUAAACCUUCUUUUUUUCUUUUUCGAAUUCGAUUUGCAAAGUUAACCUACACACCGCGCGUUACAUGAUUUUGAUACUGACUUGCGUCGCAUUUUCAGUCUACUUAUGUUGGAUGGAGAGCCGCAUUGCCCCAUAGAUACACACUUGAUAUCUCAGUUAUCUUAAGGCUUGGUGUAUGUGUUACUAGGAAAAUGUGCUUCUUGUUAUAUUAUGUUCUAUACACUAUGUGAAGGAAAGUCUCAACUUUAAGGUCACCCUGUAUUCAUGGUAUUACAUAAAAUAUACUGAUUGAUAUUUAUCAGUUAUUCCAGUCAUAUUAACUAUUCAGUAGCUCACUGUUACAAUGAACCGUUUUAUUUCAACGGCAACUCGCUGAAAUCUUGAAGAAUUUUUAAUCAACGGAUUUUCGGUAUUAAAUGUAAAAAACGACUGUCAUAGGAUCAGUUCAAAUUUGCCAAAAUAAAUGUCAGAAUAGAAGUUUUUGAAAUAGAAUAACACAGUUUCAUUUUUUUUAUGUAGAGUAAGCAUAGUACAGAUACUCUCUUCUGCAUUUUUUACCGAGGUAUGCAAUAGUCAGUAUAAUAUUGCAUUUCGAAUAUUCUAUUCUUUGUGCCACAGGAUCUGUUUCAAUAAUUUUAUCACACCACACGUGUGUGCCUGGUCGGAGGUUAGCAUGUGCAGGAAGUUCAGUUUUGAUGUCCAGAUUAGAACUGAAUCUUAUGUGGUCGUCAUAAUUAUACCAAAUGAUGCAAACGUCAGGGUGUGUCGUUUUCUACGUUAGAUGAAGCAGCUAUCAUAUUUGUCAACAACGCGUCAGCUGAACUGGAAGGUGGCAUGGUUCACAUUCGUAGAGGUUGACCUGCUCAUUGGGCUGCUGAGGUUUUGAUGCAAAGUAAAAAAACUGCUUCAUAUAACGAGUAUAAUCAACUAAUUUUGAAUUUACAUAUUUUCCACGCUGCUCAAAGUGAUGCGGUGUUGCCGGUGCUGUACUUCAAACGUCAGUCGGCGUACCGAACAACAUAACCUGAUCUUUACAUUCUUGGCAUACAUUGAAGACCAAAUACUACUGACGUUGUAAUGUGUACGAGAGAGAAGCGCGAGAAUAGUGCAAUACGUGUGUUAGAAAGAGAUAGAAGAACCUCGUUGCCUAGCAACCCGAGUGACGGGGCCACGGACGCCAUCGGCGCACUCUUUCUAAAAUACAUAUUGGACGUUUCUCUCUCGUACGUAUUACGAAAUCGGCCACCGUAUACCUGUACAUUAUUUUUCACGAUACCUCAUUACCUUUUGACGUGUAUUGAGGUCAAUAGCUGAUUUGCAAGUAACGUCUUAGUGUUAAAAUCUAUACUGUUGGCAAUAAUGUAUCAGGUGAAACUCUGGAUCGUAUUCUGAAAGUAGAAACGGUUAAUACAGCCAAAAAUUGUUUAUUUUGUUUUAUUUUUACCUGACACUAAAUAUUAUAUAAUAUAUUGUUUGUAUUGUUUUGCUUUUAUACAUAGCAAUUUGUCUGAAUAAAAAGUUCUGUUAGAAAGUAUGAGUCACGGCAUAAAAAACAAAAAUACGACUUUGUUUAAGGAUUUGGUGUUGACAGAUUGCCAAACAGUCAAAGUUCUAUGUUACUUGUCGAUAUGGGGUAUUUUCAAUGUUACUAGAUAAUCAGCUGUUAUUUGCUGCCACGGUUUGAUGUAAUGAAGUAUCAUGAAAAAUGCUAUUCCCUACAUGCUACAGCGGCAACAUCACUUGAUAUUUUCUCCAUUUAUUGAUUUUUAGGAUAGCCUUAUAAAAAAAUUAGAUGCUGCAAAACAGCAUAGUCUCAUAACAUUCACAGCUUUUGUUUUUACUUUUGCGUGGUGCUGUUCUGCAAAUAUGUAUAUUUUUUCUUUAUAUUGUGAUAUAUACUAAUUAUGCAGGCCUAUUCUUUUAUUUCACUAAUAUCUAUUAAUUACAUGUACAUAUAUCUAGUUUUUGUAUCGGAAAAUGUUAGUUAUUUUAUAAACAUUCCUAAAAAGAUUGUGUCCUAUUUGUGUAUCAGGCCUCAAUUAAACAACCAAAGCUUUUAAUUAUUUUCUAUCGAUAUUUAUUUUGUUAUUAU
Acanthoscelides obtectus is the source of this 7380-nucleotide messenger RNA. Lineage: Eukaryota; Metazoa; Arthropoda; Insecta; Coleoptera; Chrysomelidae. The record is from the annotation of a GenBank genome assembly.